Penicillium antarcticum is the source of this 1254-nucleotide messenger RNA. RefSeq names its product putative para-hydroxybenzoate-polyprenyltransferase Coq2. The coding region runs from base 1 to 1254 and encodes 417 amino acids. Gene Ontology annotation, cellular component: mitochondrial inner membrane. The transcript has a single exon. Gene Ontology annotation, molecular function: 4-hydroxybenzoate polyprenyltransferase activity. Gene Ontology annotation, biological process: ubiquinone biosynthetic process. The record is from RefSeq and is a predicted model, not a curated record. NCBI's taxonomy places the organism in Eukaryota, Fungi, Ascomycota, Eurotiomycetes, Eurotiales, Aspergillaceae.
AUGCUUUCCACCGCCCCCCGUUCCCUCCGUCAAUUAUCCCCAUAUACCAGCCUGAAUACUGCCUUCACUCGCCGGACCAUCGGUCGCCUCUCACCACUCGCUCACAAUGCCUGUAUAACGACGCAAUUGAAAGCGCACAGUGGCCCUAGCUCAUCUUCUAGUGUGGCUCUGCGAACAACACACGCCAAAGUCCGAUAUAGCUCACAAUUACAAUCGCCUGCGGCGCAGCCAGUCGAGUCAGAUGGCACAGAGAAGAACCCUGCCACUCACUAUAGUCCGCCAAAGACUGGCUUGAUCGCAUCUUUGCCGAAAUCAUGGAUUCCUUAUGCAGAGUUGGUGCGGCUGGACAAGCCCACCGGCACAUACUACCUGUUCUUCCCAACACUCUUUUCCACUCUUCUCGCAGCACCGAUGGCUGCCGGCGCGACACCACUUCAGGUCCUUGGAACAGUGGGACUUUUCUUCUCUGGGGCGCUGAUCAUGCGCGGUGCAGGCUGCGCGAUCAAUGACUUGUGGGACCGGAACCUAGAUCCCCAUGUUGAACGCACCAAAUUCCGACCCAUUGCCAGAGGCGCGCUUGCGCCGAAAAAUGCAGUGCUCUUUACUGGGUCACAACUGCUAGCUGGGCUGGGUGUGCUUCUGUCAUUUCCCUCCCAGUGUCUCUGGUAUGGAAUUCCUAGCUUGCCCAUCGUGGUAGCUUAUCCCCUGGCCAAGCGUGUGACCCACUAUCCACAGGCGGUCUUGGGUCUUGCCUUUUCUUGGGGAGCGAUCAUGGGAUUCCCGGCGUUGAAUAUAGAUCUGCUUUCCAACCACGAUGCUUUGAUGGCCGCGGGUGCCCUCUACUCCAGCUGCAUUGCUUGGACGGUUUUGUACGAUAUGAUCUAUGCACACAUGGACAUCAAAGAUGAUGUCGCCGCUGGGAUCAAGUCGAUUGCCCUCCGUCACGAACACAAUACCAAAGCUGUCCUGAGUGGCCUUGCAGCAGUUCAGGUUUCACUCCUUGCGGCCGCUGGAGUUGCCGCUGGUUGUGGGCCUGUCUUCUUCGUGGGUAGCUGUGGCAGCGCAGUUGUAUCACUUGGCCUCAUGAUCUGGAAGGUCCAAUUGAAGAAUGUUCGGAACUGCUGGUGGUGGUUCAAGAACGGAUGCUUGUUGACCGGUGGAGGAAUCUCUUUGGGCUUGCUGGGCGAAUAUGCCAUGCAGUACCUUGGUCUAUACAGCAACUCGGAGUCCUCGGUGGCCGAGCUGACGCAGUAA